Magallana angulata is the source of this 1119-nucleotide messenger RNA. RefSeq names its product dnaJ-like protein MG002 homolog. The record is from RefSeq and is a predicted model, not a curated record. The coding region runs from base 173 to 973 and encodes 266 amino acids. NCBI's taxonomy places the organism in Eukaryota, Metazoa, Mollusca, Bivalvia, Ostreida, Ostreidae. The transcript has 8 exons. Gene Ontology annotation, molecular function: protein-folding chaperone binding; misfolded protein binding. Gene Ontology annotation, cellular component: endoplasmic reticulum.
UUCAUAACAUUUUUUGACAUCAAGAAGUCACGUUUGAAGAAUAUUUCAGUCUUUGUGCCGGAUUGUAUUUUUUUGAGACGAGAGAAAUUUAUUAAAGUGAACGUGCAAAAACUAUCAAAAAGUGACUACAAUCAUGUGACCAUUGAGGAUACUGUGCAGAUAGUCUCAGAAAAUGGCUUCUUAUUCACUACUUCGUUCUUUCAACCAACUUGGAUGGAAAUGCAGGAUGGCACCAAACAUAUACAGUACCUCAAAAAGAUAUUUGUCAAGCAACAGAACACACUAUGAAAUUUUAGAAGUCAGUAAGGAUGCAACAGAUGAAGAAAUAAAAGCAGCUUACAAAAGACUGUCAAAAAAGUAUCAUCCAGACACAUCAACAGAAAAUGAUACCCAUGACAAGUUUAUAGAAGUAAAUCAGGCUUUUCAAACACUCAGUAAACCAAUAAGCAGAAGAGAUUAUGACUUAAAGCUGAAAUAUGGAACACAGCAAUUUGAGUAUAAAACACAAGAGGAGGUCAAGGAGAGACAACCUUCAUGGAGAGAAAAACCUUACUGGGAAAGAACGAAGGAGGAGGAUAAAGAAUUUCGGGAGUGGUAUUAUAAGGAGUUUGGUAUGGGGAGUCCCCACUCUCCUAAUGUACCUGACCCCUUCUGGUUCCUGACCGGUAAACAGGCUAUCCUAUUGGCUGUAACGCUUGGCUUCUGUUUACAGUAUGCAAGAUGGAGGUGGUUAAAAACUCGGACAGACUUGAUAGAUUCUCAACACAGUAAUAGAAUGCAAAAAAUGGAAAAGGAAAAUCAAGACCAAUUGGAAUGGAUGCAGAGAGAAAAAGAAAAUUUUGCCAACAUGGUAGAUAAAGAACUUGAAAAGAAUAAUGAAACAAACCUACAAACUUUACUUCACAAAAAAGAAAGUGUGUCAGUUCUCAAUAGAAAUGAAGGGGUAGCCAUUCCAAAUGUGACACCAGCCUAGCGAUCAGGGAUAAAUUUAUCUUAGGGAUGUUCUUUGUUAUAAAGGAAUACUAGACAAUCCAAUGAUAUUAUUUUAACAUUAUAGUGUGCUCAGUUGAAAUGUCGAGAAUGAGAGCCAGUUGAUUUUUUAAUUAAAAUGAAUUUUUA